CUGGCCGGAAAUCGUGCAGAUAAAAAACGGGAAUAACGACAUAUCGGAAGGAUAGGUUGACAUUCGAAAAAACAAACAAACACUAUGACUUACAGUUAAAUAAUUACCACAAAAUGUUGAAAAGAGUUCAAAAUGAUGACGACUGUCAAUUGAUUGUCAACACUGCGAUUGCAAAAACAUGUUGUAUGAACGUUUUGUUUGUGUUUUGUUGUGUUCAAUGUGGUUUUGUGUGUUUAAUUGUUUGAGUAUUGUUAGUGUGUCAUUAAUAUUUGUUUGUUGUUGUUGUAUUUUGUUUUGUUGCUGCUUUUUCGGGCGAUUUGUCAAGUAUAAUUCGACGUAUGAACCGGAAGCACAUUUUAAAUGAGACUUUCAUUAAUUGUCAUUUAUGUUUUCAAACAACAUCGCUUUGCACAAAUCAUAUACAAAUAUGGUUAUUGUACUCACUAGUUUACCUUUAAAUUUCAUUAUCGUGUUCAACGCCCAAACUUAUCAGACACUAUAUAGUACGAUACCUUCAGCACAUACAUGCGACAUUUCUACCGAAGUCAUAGAUAGCAAGAAAUUGUGUCAAAACGAUGGCAAACACACUUUUACGACAACUAGCAAUGAUUGCGUGCAUCAGCCACGUGAACUCAGCGUGCGCUGACAUUGACGUCAUUGCGUGCCGAGAACAAGCCGCGGCCGACCCGAACAUGUGCCAGGAUCCAGUGUUGAGCACCACUGCAUGUCCCAGCUACUGCAAAAAGUGUCCCUUAACGUGCUACCAUUGUCAGACAACCGGACAAAACAAUGUACCGUGUACAACACAGAAAACAUGCGCAGUAGGCGAGCAAUGCGUAUACAGAGAGAUUACAGACCCACUCACGGGAUCAACAGAACACAUAUCAACGUGUGCCAGUAACAAAGUGUGUCUCGGUCAAGAACUGAUGCAAGUUGUUUUUGGUCGUCGAAGCAUCAAUACCAGAAACGUUGCCAUCCAAUGUUGCUCGUCUGAUUUAUGUAACGCAGCAACCACCACCACCACGUCGAUAAGGACGACCAUGACACCAACCCCUACCUCCAAUUGCGACUCGAGCAACAACUAUCAUCAGUUGUCAUACAUCAACAAACGUUUCUGUAUUAAAAUACAUAAUGAGUCCAAGGAAUGGGGCGUAGCUCGCCAUGCGUGCAUGUUAGAGAACGCAGAUCUCGUAGUCUUGGACAGUCAUGACAAACACGCUGCAAUGACAUCUCACCUUCGAAGCGUACACAUCCUAAGUGAUAUAUGGAUUGGUGCCUUAGUUGUUGACAAAACCCGCUCUUUCUACUGGCUGAAUAACGCAUCACUGCCAUCGCAUUCAACUGAAUGGGGGCGUGGCCAGCCUGACGAUACUGGCGAUAACCACCAACACGAGGACUGUGUUACCAUACGUCCUCAAGACGGAUUCAAAUUUCACGACCGUACAUGUUUUACCCAAUUAAAAUUUAUAUGUGAACGAACAUUAUAAUACGUUGUACAACGAGCGUUUGGCAUUUGCAAAUAACAUUAUUAAAACAAUUUCACGUCUUUAACGAAUAAUUGAUCAUGUUUCUGUUUAAAUUUGGAAUAAACAAUUGACUAACAA
Messenger RNA from Dreissena polymorpha, 1604 nucleotides. RefSeq lists its product as uncharacterized. The record is from RefSeq and is a predicted model, not a curated record. Bases 576 to 1487 code for a protein of 303 amino acids. The transcript is spliced from 7 exons. NCBI's taxonomy places the organism in Eukaryota, Metazoa, Mollusca, Bivalvia, Myida, Dreissenidae.